Molecule: messenger RNA, 2361 nt
Organism: Acyrthosiphon pisum (pea aphid)
Lineage: Eukaryota; Metazoa; Arthropoda; Insecta; Hemiptera; Aphididae
Product: putative protein phosphatase 2C T23F11.1
Exons: 7
Coding region: 819-1790 (323 amino acids)
Biological process (GO): protein dephosphorylation
Molecular function (GO): cation binding; protein serine/threonine phosphatase activity
Source: RefSeq, a predicted model, not a curated record
AAAUUGCCUUCAGUUAAGUUGAAAGUUAACGAAAAAUAAAUAAACCCAACUCGGUUAAAAUAAAGUUAAUUUUAUUCAAGUUACAAUAUAAAAAAGUCAUAAACUGCUCUAGUAUUUUGAUUUACAGAAACAUUGAUAUAAAUACGUUUAACACUGCGUAAAAAAUUAGAUUAUUAUAAUAUAAUAUACCUAUAAUUAGAAAAAAAAUGACCAAAAUCGAAAAACAGUCAUCGAAUCAGUAUUGUCUAGUUGGUUCCGUAUGUCACGAAAAGAAAAUCGACUUAACUGCACGAGUGCACGACAAUGAUAAUUAACUAUGAAAUGUUAAGUUAGAACAAUAAUAAUUUUACGUUCGCGAAGUUGGCCCACCUAAGUACUGCGACAUUUUUUGUUUAAAUCUAUGGCAUUAUUUUGCACGAACGUCGUUUUUUUUUUGUAAAGUUGGAUUAUUGUCUAAAUGACUGAACGAGUAAGUAAAUAAAAUAAAAAUCAAAAAACUACAUUGUAAUUUCGAUGAAACAAUAUUCGAUAUCGUCUCUCGUCACCGUUUGCAAGUACAGCACGAUAAUAUUGUCUUCGCGUCUUUCCAUCAUCAUCGUCAAUCGUCAUCAUCAUCUUCGCCAUCUACAGUCUCUGUCAUAGAAAAUCUAUGAUAUCUGUGCGCUGUCCGGCGCAGGUUUUCUCAGGAAAUCGAACGGCCAUCAUACAACAUAUUAUAUCCAAUCCCGAUGAUAUGCUUCAUGAGAUGGAAGACUAGACGUACAAUUUGUCGUUUUUGUUGAAUUGUAAAUUUAAAAAAAUUUCAUCAGAGUUUUACUAUGGGUCAGACAUUAUCAGAACCAGUGAUUACAAAGCACACGGAUAGCUGUGAGAACCAGUUUCUAAAGGUUGGCUCCAGUUCUAUGCAAGGGUGGAGAGUCACGAUGGAAGAUUCCCACACGCAUAUCUUGGAACUUCCGGAUGAUCCGAGUGCUGCAUUUUUUGCAGUUUAUGAUGGUCAUGGUGGUGCAAAGAUAGCACAAUAUGCUGGCAAUCAUUUACAUAAAUUUAUUACCAGGAGACCAGAGUAUGAAGAGAAUAAAAUUAGUGAUGCUUUACAACUGGGUUUCAUGGACAUGGACACUGCUAUGGCUGAAGAUGAAGUUUUAAAAGAUGAGCUUUCUGGAUCAACUGCUGUAGUUGUUUUAUUAAAAGAUAAACAAAUUUAUUGUGCAAACGUUGGGGAUUCAAGAGCUAUUGCAUCAGUAAAUGGUGUAGUUGAACCAUUAUCAUAUGACCACAAACCAAACAAUGAGUUAGAAGCCAAAAGAAUUGAAGAAGCUGGUGGUUGGGUCAUGUUUAACAGGGUGAAUGGCAACUUGGCUCUAUCCAGAGCUCUAGGAGAUUAUAUUUACAAAAAAAAUGACCAAAAAAAAUUAGAUGAACAAAUUGUUAUUGCCUGGCCUGAUAUUGUACUUAAGCCAGUUACAAAGGCCUUAGAAUUCAUUGUUUUAGCGUGUGAUGGAAUUUGGGACAUAAUGACUAAUGAAGAAGUUCUUGAGUUUGUGCGUAUCCGUAUCAGCCAUGGCAUGCUGCCCGAGGAUAUAUGUGAAGACUUAAUUACAAGGUGUCUAGCACCUGAUGGUCAAAUGGGAGGUCUUGGGUGUGACAAUAUGACAGUUGUGAUAGUUUGUUUCCUAGGAAAAGGACGUACUUGGAAAGAAUUACAAGUAAAGUGUUCUAAACCUUCAGCUGCAAAAUCAAACAGCCCAAAUAGCUCCCCAACAUCAAGUCCCAAAACAAAGCACUAGUAUUUUUUUGAGCAUAGCUUUAUUUAUAUUUUAUUUUACUUUGGUUCUCACACAUCAUUUGUUUUCUGGCAAUAAAUUAAUAUUAAUAAUAAUAAUAUUUGUGUACAUAAUAGCACUGGGAUAAUUGUUUGUGUCAUAAUAUUAUAUUUUACCUAUCAUUUUUUCCUUUUUAUAAUUGUCUCUUGUAGAUAAAAAGUUAUAUAAUUGCCCUAUAUAAAUCCCAAGUCAUUUUUGUAUUUAUAUAGGUUUUUUUUUUAUAUUUAUAAUAUGCUAUGAUAUACUAAUGUCUAAUACAUAAUUGGAACAUUAAUGAUGUAAAUAACAUUUUCAUGUAACACACUAGUCCAUCCAGUACUUUAUGAUGUUAAUAUUUAGAGCAUGAGUUAAAAAUGAAACAAAAUUAUACAUAAAUAUUUUAAUACGAAACAUAGUGCGUUAAAUGUUAUGUAAUUUUAAACAAAAUAUUAGUACAAUCAGAUGUUUAGUUUUUAGCACCCAAAGGACUGGCCGUAUUAUAAUUAUUGUGAAUGAAUAUUAAUAAAAAUAAUAGUACAACUUGUAUUUGUUAAAA